GACAGUAUAAGAACCGGCGCUUUCAUCUUAUUGCAUUUACAUUACAAUUCCUGUAGAGAAGACUUUCUACACACUACACUUCACAGCACUCCCAGAGAGGGGCCAACAGAAGAUCUGUGCAUCAUUUGACUGAAAUGUAAGAUUUAAAGAGAAGCAAACACGCUGCCACCAUGUCGAUGUAUCGGCAAAAAAACACUGAGAAAGGAACCAGGACUAAAGAGAUCGUGCGUGAGACUGACAGGGACAAACAUGUUCUUCUGCAAAUGCUGGAUCUGCACAGACAGAAGGUGGAUCCAGUUGACCUUAUGCAAAUGCUGUACCUCACUUCUUCCUGUGUAGAAGACAAUGUACCCCAAAACCCGACAGAGUUGUCCACUGUGUUCUUGAGGCGCCUCUGGUUGUAUCAUCCACAGGCUCGCGACACUUCAUGCGAGGUAGUGGCAGGAGCCUAUACUGUGGCCAGACCCCCUGAAGUAGAUGAGAGUUCUCAAUGUGCCAUCAACCCUUUGGACCUGGUGGCCGCGGUUUUCAUGACUACAAACAGCUUUCUGCAGCAGGAGAUCGCUAACAGAAUGGUGCUCAGCCACUUUGCAGUGCCUCUGUAUCUGCCGCCUGUUUAUCCAGAGAAAAGAGGAACAUUUCUCCUUAGUCCUUUCAGGGGUGUUCUGGGCAGGUGGAAGUCACACUCUUUGGACGAGUCCAGAAACAUCAUGAAGAACAUGGCCAGUUCCAGAAUGCCCUUCCUCUCUGCCGUGAGACUAGGCCACUGCAGUGUCUCAAAGUCACGCGUGUUGAACAGAGUGCUUGGGGGUUCACACGAGUUACAUGAAUGCUUCACAAAUCGCAACACUGACGGAGGGCAGCUUCCUCGAAUCCUCUCUGAUGGCCUGAUAGAGGUGAGUUGGAAUUUGUCCAUGGCAGAUCAGGACAACAAAGUCUUCCCCAACCCCUUACUGAUGGCCAAUCUCCGGGGAGAUGCAGCGGAAUGUAAUAAGCAGGUCAGCCUUCUGUGCUACGCCUCUGCAAUCCUUCUGGUAUUCUGUGGGAACCUGGGGAUGAAGGAAAGAAAGCUGCUGUCUUCAUGGAGGGAUAAUGCAAGCCAUCUGAUUCUAAUUGACUGCUCAGAAGCAAUGCAGGGAGAUGCAGGAAGUGAGGAAUGCGAACAUGAAAAGAUGAAGAACAUCCUGAUAAAAGAUUUAGAACUUUCUGAAGAAUGUGUAAUUAAUGCACAUGAUGGCAAUGAAGAGAAUCUGGCUUGGAGGUUAAGCUAUGCAAUGAACAAACUGGUUUCACAUCUGCACCCGACAAAUCUUGUGGCUGCUGCUGGUGUGGCCAGUGACCUCAACAUGAAGGUUGAUGAAGAUGAACUCUCCCAAAUGGCAUUUACUGAGGUGGAAGAGGUCCUAAAUGGAAUUGAAAGUGGAGUCAGCAAGUUCUUGGAGGAACAACUGCCUCUACAAGGUCCUCGCUGGAAACAAUUGUGUGAUGUUGAGCAGAAACAGGGUAAGCUUAAAGAAGACGUCCACCUGAGUCUGAGUCAGGAGUCCAGUGGGGGAAAUAAAGGCUUAGUUGAGGAAUUUAUGAGUUACAAGUUAACUGAAGCUAUGAAAACCUUCCUUGAGGCUCUCUUCACUUAUGACACAACCAAGCGAGCCUUCUUCCUUUCCUGGAUGAGGGUCAAACUUCAAGUCAUGCAGCUGGAUAAACUCUCUGAUACAGAGGAAGAUCAGCAGCAGGGCCCGUGCAUUGGACUUGAGCACUUCCUGCGUGAAAUGGGGCUGAUUUACGAGAGAUAUUUCCGUGGUCCUACCAAUGAGUUGUACAAUAUGUUCAGCCUACCAUAUCUUGCUGCUGAGCUGCUACUCUAUGGAGUUCCUCUGGAGCUCUUUGAUGGAGACGCCUCAGUGUUCCCACUGAAUUGGGUUUACAGCGUUCUGUAUGAGGUCUACAAACAGGUGCCACAGAACAGUCGAAUGAGAGUUUUGACAACCUUCGGCUUCCAUGACUCAAAAAAUGCAGAGCUACUUUCUUCUCUUUUUGGGGUAAGCUUCCCCAAAUGGGGCCAAAGGCACAUAAAAGGAGCAUAUAUGCUUCUUCUUAGUUUACCUGACAACAUCAGAAUGCAGUUGGACUGUGAAUUUCUGAUACUAAUUGUCACAGAGGGUUUGAAUUUUUUGCAUGCAGGACAAACUGAGGAGAGUCUUUUGCAUGCUAAUCAACUGGCAACCUUUGUCAGUGGAUUAAGUGAUGUUACACUGGUAAAUUUACCACAAGAGGGCCUGGCUGGAACCCAAAAUAAUCUUCAGAUUGCAGUGAAUGCUGUUCUUCACACCAGGGACUUGCCAAGGAAACCUGACUUUCAAGUUGUUUCUGAAGGACCAGCAAAAGAUGCCAAAAUCCUGAGUUGUGUGAUUGACAUCCUAAAUCAGAAGAAGUCUCUGGGUACUGAGGGAGGAAACAUCAACCACAGCCUGGUUGGUCCAUGGACAGACCAAAAUCUCUUCUCAGAAACUGACCAAAUAUACAGUGAUGCAGUUCUGGAGCUGAAGCAGAGCCUGCUGGCUGUAUUACACAAUAAGGCAACCACAUGCCAACCAACAUGCAUGGGUGCAUUUAUGGAGCAUAUGUGCAAUUUUUGGGAAACAGUGAAAAAUCUAACAUUUGCAACUGGCUUGGAAGACACACAUGCAGCUGGUCCACUCAUAGGUCUCUGCACAAAAGUUGUAGAAGGUGAGGAGCAACUUGGGCAUAGAAUAAAAUGUUGGGUUGAAGGGCUGGAUAACCGAAUAUCUGAAUUGGAAGAAUCAGCUUCGCAAAGUGGAGACUAUGUUGAUGAUCCAGAUGGCGUCCACAGAAUCUUAGACGAAGAGGCAGCAAUGCUAAUAAAUUCAGAAAGUGACAAACUUAAAUCAAGCCUCUGGGAUUACUUCAGACAGGAGGACAUUGACAUGGCCUUUGUAGAACCCUAUAAAUCAAAUCUACUAGAAAGAGUCAGCUCCACAGAACAGCAAGCAGUGCAUGGCCUUAACCCAAAGAUUGAAACUGCUAUAAUCAGACAUGACAUGUCAGUAAAGAUGCAAGCUUUGCUGACAGCUCUAGAAGCAGCCUUAGAGGUCAGGUUACGAUCUCUUCUGGAGAGAUGCAAGAACAAUAACAAUUUUAUUGAUGACAAACAACUUGAAGAAGAGUUUAUUCAAGUUUGGAAUGACAUUCCCUCCAACCUCGAGCUCCUGCCUAUUGAGACACAUGAGAUCCGUGCGAAAGUGAUUGAGAAACUGAGAGAAAACUUACAAAGCCGUGGGCUGAAAAAGCAAAAAGUGAAACUCAGAAACCACCAGAAUGGUUUCACAGUGAAGAAUGGACAUCUUGCUUUGCGUAGCAAAAUGAAGCGAACACUGAAGCAUAAUAAGGAGGUUGCACAGAGGUUCACAGAUAAUUUGAUUGAAGACUGUGAUAAAAGAGUCUCUGAGAAACUAAAGCAUAAGGAGGAUUACUCUGACAGCUACAUGAGAGAGAUACUUGCAAUUGUCGACAAGGGUUUAGAAGUUCUGAAAAUGGAGUCAUUCGUAAUGAAACCCAAAUUUGAGGCCGAUCUUAAAGGGUAUAUCUGCAGCAAAGCAACAGAAUCAUUCCAAAACAUGCAGAAUCUACUUAAAAGAGAAAGAGAGACAAAGGAAAAUUUUCUCUACGAGACCCAGGAAAGACACCUGCUGGAUUUUAUUCACAAUUUCCGCAGAAGGGACCAGUGCCAGAAAGCUGCCUGGGAAUUCACUAAUCAGUGCCUCAGACCUGCAGCUCUUGACUUCAUCUACACAAGCUUAGAAAGACAGAUUUUUGAUGACAUAUUGCAGGGGGCCAACGGACAUGUGUAUUCAUUGCCCAAGACUUUCCACUAUCAUCUUCUCAAGGAACUCUUGCUGGAGGACAACUUCAAGAAAUUCCUAGAAUACCUGCAGUCCAAUGAGAGCUACUGUCGCAAGAGGAUCGAAGGUAUUAUCGUUGAACAUCUGUCUGGAUCAGUGAUGAUAGAGGACCGGAGGGAGCAGCGUAUGCAGCAAAUCUGUCAACGAAUGGAAAACUCUAUUAACCUAAUAUCUGAAGAUGGUGGCACAGGUCAGAGCAAUGCCAGGCAGCUUCUGGAAAGUGUCUGUGCCGUCCUUCAGAGUCCUGGAGAUGUUACAGUGUCCGCCGAUUCCUUAAGGAUGCCUCUGUUUGAAGUUAUCCCACAGAGAGAGAACUUCAUCACCCAGUUAAAAGAAUGUGUGGCUGAGUUGUCGUUAUCACUUGUCCAGGAGUUUGGAGAAAAUGAGGAUGUCAUUGAAGUCCCAGAAGACCUUUCCUAUAAGCUCCAAGACCUACUGUACGACCAUAUAAAGGGAUGUGAUGAGCAGUGUCCAUUCUGCAAAGCUCCGUGUGACCUGGGGGGAACAGAACAUGCAGUGCACCAAGCCAUCGUGCAUCGACCCAAAGGACUGGUGUGUUACACCAACGCCGGUUCUACUUCCCUGUCCCAUUUAACCUGCUCUGCUGAAAUGGUUGGAGAGAACCAGUUUCAGAACAGGCACACUGGUGGACUGUCCUUACCCUACAAAGAUUACCAAUCCAUCUACCCCAACUGGAAAAUCCCCCCUGAGUGGCCUAAAAAUAAUGAGACUGGAACAUUCUGGAAGUACGUGUUCAUGAGAUACAACGCAAGGUUUGCUCAAAAUUACCAGUGUGAGUCGGCCACAGUUCCUGAAGAAUGGAAGAAAAUUAGACAAGAGGACGCUCUGAGAAACCUGAAAAAAGCCUUUUCUAUUAAUGAGUGACAUCAACUUUAAUCAUUGACCUUUACAAGUGAUAGUACACUUAAUGCAACACAUAUAUAUGUAUAGGCAUUUAUGUAUGUAUGAACAAUCAAAUUCUCUGUCUAAAUGCUGUAGUAUAUUCUAAACAGUAAGUUAGAGUUUUUUAAUCAUGUAGCACUGUUCUGUUCUUUUCUUUAGAUAAGAAUGCUAAAUAUCCAGUGAUUAAUGUAAACAGCAAGGACAUAAAUGAAAUCACUUUGGAAUUAUUAUAUUUUAUAUUUUUUAGCAGCAACAUCAGUGAAACCUGGAAAGGAAUUAUGAAACAUAAUCAUAAAGUGCAUCUGCAUAAUUGCACCUCAAUACUAUAGUGAUUUUAAGGUAAUUCUUUAAUAAAACAUAAAAUGUAUAAA
Molecule: messenger RNA, 5197 nt
Organism: Astyanax mexicanus (Mexican tetra)
Lineage: Eukaryota; Metazoa; Chordata; Actinopteri; Characiformes; Acestrorhamphidae
Gene: gvin1l2
Product: interferon-induced very large GTPase 1
Exons: 3
Coding region: 171-4808 (1545 amino acids)
Molecular function (GO): GTP binding
Source: RefSeq, a predicted model, not a curated record